Molecule: messenger RNA, 1741 nt
Organism: Gymnogyps californianus (California condor)
Lineage: Eukaryota; Metazoa; Chordata; Aves; Accipitriformes; Cathartidae
Gene: MMP24
Product: matrix metallopeptidase 24
Biological process (GO): collagen catabolic process; proteolysis; extracellular matrix organization
Cellular component (GO): extracellular matrix
Molecular function (GO): metalloendopeptidase activity; zinc ion binding
Source: RefSeq, a predicted model, not a curated record
GCCGCUGCUCUGCGCCCUGCUCCGCGCCGCCGCCGACACCAGCACCGGCCGGGGUUGGUUAAAAACUUACGGCUACUUACUUCCAUCUGACAGCCAAAUGUCUGUCUUGCAGUCGGGAAAAGCUGUGCAGUCCGCAGUUGCCACUAUGCAACAGUUUUAUGGGAUCCCAGUAACAGGAGUUUUGGACCAGACAACUAUUGAGUGGAUGAAGAAGCCUCGAUGUGGAGUUCCAGAUCAUCCCCACCUACGCCACAGCCGGAGGAAAAAGCGGUAUGCACUAACUGGACAAAAGUGGAGGCAGAAGCAUAUAACCUACAGUGUACACAACUAUACCCCCAAGGUUGGAGAGAUUGAUACAAAGGCCAUUCGUCAGGCAUUUGAUGUUUGGCAGAGAGUGACACCACUUACCUUUGAAGAGGUCCCUUACCAUGAAAUUAAAAAUGACAGAAAGGAGGCAGAUAUCAUGAUAUUUUUUGCUUCUGGUUUCCAUGGAGACAGCUCUCCGUUUGAUGGAGAAGGUGGAUUCCUAGCUCAUGCUUACUUUCCUGGACCAGGAAUAGGAGGAGAUACUCACUUCGAUUCAGAUGAGCCAUGGACCCUGGGAAAUUCUAAUCAUGAUGGGAACGAUCUCUUUCUGGUUGCAGUCCAUGAGCUGGGACACGCGCUGGGUCUGGAACACUCCAAUGAUCCCAGUGCUAUCAUGGCUCCUUUCUACCAGUACAUGGAAACGCACAACUUCAAACUGCCCCAGGAUGACCUCCAAGGAAUUCAGAAAAUCUAUGGUCCUCCUGUUGAGCCCCUGGAGCCAACCAGGCCUUUACCAACUCUUCCUGUUCGCAGAAUUCACUCCACUUCGGAAAGAAAACACGAGAGACAGCCAAGACCUCCUAGUCCUCCUCUGGGUGAUAGGCCAUCUCCUCCUGGCACGAAACCGAACAUCUGUGAUGGCAACUUUAACACCGUGGCUCUCUUUAGAGGAGAAAUGUUUGUUUUCAAGGAUCGCUGGUUCUGGCGUCUGCGGAACAACCGAGUGCAGGAGGGAUAUCCCAUGCAAAUUGAGCAGUUCUGGAAAGGCCUCCCCGCAAAGAUUGAUGCAGCCUAUGAGCGGUCUGAUGGAAAAUUCGUUUUCUUCAAAGGAGAUAAAUACUGGGUUUUUAAAGAAGUGACAGCAGAGCCAGGCUACCCACACAGUCUGGUGGAGCUGGGGAGCUGCCUGCCCCGGGAAGGCAUCGACACGGCUCUGCGUUGGGAGCCGGUAGGCAAAACCUACUUCUUCAAAGGCGACAGGUACUGGAGGUACAACGAGGACAACAGAGCAACGGACCCAGGAUACCCAAAGCCCAUCACCGUGUGGAGAGGAAUCCCUCAGGCUCCACAGGGAGCUUUCAUCAGCAAAGAAGGCUUUUAUACCUACUUUUACAAAGGGAAGGAGUAUUGGAAGUUCGAUAACCAGAGACUGAGUGUGGAGCCAGGCUACCCCAGGUCAAUCCUCAAAGACUGGAUGGGCUGUAACCAGAAGGAUGUCGAACGAAGCAAAGACAGACGCCUCCCCCACGACGACGUGGAUAUUAUGGUGACAAUAAACGAUGUGCCUAGCACUGUAAAUGCAAUCGCAGUUGUGAUCCCUUGCAUUUUGUCUCUGUGUAUCCUUGUCUUGGUAUACACGAUCUUCCAGUUUAAAAACAAAGAGGUGCAGCAAAAUGUUGUGUAUUACAAAAGACCUGUCCAGGAAUGGGUAUGA